Molecule: messenger RNA, 783 nt
Organism: Triticum turgidum subsp. durum (durum wheat)
Lineage: Eukaryota; Viridiplantae; Streptophyta; Magnoliopsida; Poales; Poaceae
Source: the annotation of a GenBank genome assembly
AUGGCGCUCCUCCUGCGGCGAGGCGCCGCAGUCGCCGCCCGCACCCUGCGCGCCGCCGCCGCCUCCUCUGCUUCCACCUCCGUCCACCGCCUACCGACCGCCGGAUCCCUUGCCGCCGCAAGAAACCUGCCCACCACGCACUUUUUCCUCCUUGAGAUCCGGAGGGGCUUCGCGAAAGGGAAGAAAUCGAAGAAUGAUAGUCGAAGUGAUACCGUUGAGGCCGCUCCUGAUAUCGGGCCGACUGUCAAAUCGGCCGCGACUGCACAAAUGGACACUGCCGUCGUUGCGCUGUCGCGAGAGCUGAGUAAACUUCGGACAGGGAGAGCUUCUCCUGGCAUGCUUGACCACAUCAUGGUGGAAACUGGGGAUGUUAAAGUUGGACUGAGUCGUAUUGCUGUUGUUUCUGUCCUAGAUUCGCAUACCCUAUCAGUGAUGCCCUAUGAUCCUAAUACAAUGAAGUCUAUUGAGAAUGCAAUCGCUUCAUCUCCAUUGGGCAUCAAUCCAACCCCUGACGGCAGUAGGAUUAUUGCAGCUGUACCUCCAUUGACGAAAGAGACUAUGCAGGCAAUGUGUAAGGUUGUUACUAAAUCUGCUGAGGAUUUCAAGCAAAGUAUUAGAAGAGCACGCCAAAAGGCACUUGAUACAAUAAAGAAAUCUUCAUCUAGCAUGCCAAAGGAUGAUAUAAAGCGACUCGAGAAAGAAGUCGAAGAAUUGACCAAGAAGUUCAUCAAGUCGGCAGAUGAUAUGUGCAAGGCCAAGGAGAAGGAAAUCUCUGGAAGCUGA